Molecule: messenger RNA, 2650 nt
Organism: Armigeres subalbatus
Lineage: Eukaryota; Metazoa; Arthropoda; Insecta; Diptera; Culicidae
Exons: 2
Coding region: 1222-2172 (316 amino acids)
Source: RefSeq, a predicted model, not a curated record
UUGAAAUAUGUUCAUUGACGUGAGCAGUUGAUCAUCGAUAUAUCCCAUUCAUCGUGACUUUUGCGGCUUCAUAUUCCUCAUCACUUGGGUGGCUUUGUAAAAAAGAGUUCUAAUGAACAAUUCCACAGUUAUUAAUACGGGAGCCGCAUAAAAGCGGGUGUACGCAAAAUUUGAUAAAAUUUCAGUGGGUGCUUAAGUGACCAAUAUUUCGGAAUGUUUGAAAUAACAUUUAGAAAAUUUACAAAUAGGUAGGGGAAAUGACGGCUUUGGCAGGUUUUGUUCUAUUAUUGUCAGGGGGGUUUUCUAUAACCAAUUAUGCUCAAAUUUGUCCCAAACACAGACAAACAGACAUAACACUCGUCAAAUUUCCAUCGUUCACUGAUUUACUAGUCAAUUCAAAUAAUCAUUAGAUGGCCAAUCGUUCACUAGAGGCGCUCGCAUCGGAUUUGCUCGAGUUUGACAUUUGCUCACUACCACCAUCUGGCUCGUGAUUUGCCCAACUAACUGAAAUCAACAGAUGUCGUUAGUGUUUAAAUGACGAUGAAUUUGAUGAGUAAAUGUUCAAUGUGUUAUGUCUGUUUGUCUGUGUCCCAAACAUUCUUUGCUUAUCAAAGAAUAUUGUGGCUGAAUUUCAUAAAAUUUGGUCAACAAAAACCUACUUCAUUUCCCUCAUCUUCCCUUCCCUACUUCAAGACCCUACUUCUAUUUUUUCCUUUACUGAUCUUAUAUAAUAGUUCGAAUGGCGCACAAACAAAGAGUACACAAUGAUAAUUUGAGCUCAGCUAAACAGCACAUUGCGAUGAGCUAAUCUGAUCUAUUUAAUUCUUUAAGAGCCAAUUCCAUAGUUAUGGUCCCGCAUGAAUAACUCUUAAUUAUGGUUAUGUCAAAUGGUUCGUAUAGAGUAUAGGAUUGAACUAUUGUAAUUAGUGUAUGCAUUCCUUAUUCGUUUCGGCAGAAAUGUGGCCCACUUCUAGAUAUGCGUUUUUGAGAUAUAAACGUUUAUAGCAUCCGAAUAACAUCAAGAAGAUAUGGGCUCGUCUCUCGAAGUUAUUUUCUUGGCGCGUGCCAUUUUAUGAGUUCUUAUCAAAAUAUUUCAUAAUAAAAUGAGUCGCCAUUCCGGGCUUCUGUCAAAAAGAUCAACGACUUCAGUUGACAGCCUGGCCUAGAACGAAUCAGACGUGUUUCGAGCUUGUUUCUUUUUAUCAAUACUAUACGUGAACAAUGGGUGUCAAACGGGAGAACACAUUAGUAAUAGAUUUCAGUGUUCUACCCAAACGCCCGGAACCAUCGGCCGUGCAUAAGUUUAUGUGCAGUGAACUGAAAUUGAACAACGAUGACAUCGUGAAUGUUCAGUUUCACAAUCUUCGAAACUGUGUAUACGUCGAGAUGGUGGAUAUAGACACUGCCCGAGGAUACCAAAAUACUAAUCAUCUACAACACCACGUGCGGUGUGGCGAAAAUGCAUACAAAAUCCCAGUGUAUGUAGAGGAUGGCGCGACUAACGUGCGCGUUCAUGAUCUUCCACCUAGGACUUCACACUCUGUUAUAGCAGAACACUUGCGACAGUACGGCACCGUUCUUUCCAUCACUAGAGAAGUGUGGAAAUAUUAUUUCCCUGGACUUUACAAUGGAGUUCGUGUAGUGAGAAUGCAACUCACAAAACCGAUUCCUUCACAUGUGAUUAUUAAUGGUGACGUCACUUUGGUCACUUACCAAAACCAUCCACGGCCAAAGAAGGUACGUCUGCAGCAAAGCGAAAACGGCCAACAACACACAUACACCACAAAUCCGAUGGAAGCUGUGGAACCGAAUGGUACAUUCAUACUGGAUGCUGCCAGCUUCCCUUCGCUGGAAGAAAUACCUAUGAAGACCAAUGUAUCACAACAAAAGCAGACGGUGGAAGAAGGAAACGAUAAAUCCAAGCAGUACUCUCAAGCUGGAGGAAACAAUAGCGAACCAGAUUCAAUAGACGAAGAGACUGUAACAAUUCAGACUGCGAACAAGCGACGGCUGUCAUCGGAAAGGAAAGAGAAUAGUCCAAAACGAACCACUCAAAAACAGAGUAUCCGGAAUCCAAGAUCGGAGGACACCAUGGAUGAAAGUGAGAAAGAAUCAGAUGAUCCUGCUUCGUACUCACCAGUAUUAACGAGAAGCAAAAGAAAAAACCAAUAAAAAACAAAAUAUUUUAUUCCAAAUUUAUAAAUUGUAAUAAGUUAGUUUUCAGUACGAGACGAGCCAGCCUCGGGCUGAAAGUCUCAUUAAUAAAGACAAAAAAAAAAAAAAAAAAAAAAAAAAAUCAACGACUUAUUAGCUCGACAUUGGAACAGCCCAUGGAUACUAAUUAAUGAGAAGUAGAAUUAUUCAAGGCACAUGCGAAGGCCCCAGAAGUAGAUCAAGAGAAUGAUCGGUCGUAUGAUAAUAUAUUCUGUCAAUGAGCAAUUGUAGAAAGACUGUUCCUCGAAAUUCUUCUGCUUCUUGAAAUUGGAUUCCAACGCGAUUUACCUUAACCAACCUUAACGUACACUGUACUGUACGUCGUACAAAUUGUAAUAAAAAAAACUUCAUGAUCGCUAGUCAUUAGUUCAUGAUCGUCAUUCCAGGUUUCAACUUGAUGCAAUAUAUUAUUACAACUUUUAAUAUUAACGCUGAA